This is a messenger RNA of Exaiptasia diaphana, 2924 nucleotides long. RefSeq names its product BTB/POZ domain-containing protein 10. The record is from RefSeq and is a predicted model, not a curated record. Gene Ontology annotation, biological process: positive regulation of phosphorylation. Gene Ontology annotation, molecular function: protein binding. Gene Ontology annotation, cellular component: cytoplasm. NCBI's taxonomy places the organism in Eukaryota, Metazoa, Cnidaria, Anthozoa, Actiniaria, Aiptasiidae.
CCUUUGAAACGCUGGCAAUGGAUGAGAGCAACAACCUGUAAAAACAUUGUUUUUUACCCUCCGAUUGCUGUUAUCUCACCAUUUAAAGUUAAUUAAUUAAAUUUAAGUCAAUAUCCUAGAGCUGUGUGCCGAAUAAACGGCCAAUUUGACUCAGGAAAGCUGGCGAAAGCGGACGAAGAACAUGGAAAAUGUUAACAACGACAACGGAGAUGGGAACCAAGACUAUGAUUCAAGUGAUAGCGAACUUGAAUCCCUUGGUUUAGACGCGAAUGUUCCUUUAGAUAUACCGCCAAGAGAUAUUCCUGUUCGUCACAUAAGAGCUUUAAGUGAUCCUCUGCAUUCUGCCCUYAAACACCGCCCGAGUUUCCCAGACGAAGAACGYUUGCCAGGACCWAGCAGCAUGAAACGUAGUUCUGAAGUGAACGAGACUGCGAAUUCUAGAGUUGUGAGCUCAAAUAUGGGAAAGGGAAAGCCWAAAGACAUGGAUAAAUUGAUAUUGAUUGUAGAUGGCACUCGUUUCGUUGUCGAAAGGUCGUUAUUUAUUGCUCAUCCUAACACRAUGCUGGGAAGGAUGUUUGGAUCAUCCAAUGACUACACGGCCAGAAAUGAUAAAGGAGAGUUUGAAGUUGCUCAUGGRAUUUCAGCUGCCCUGUUUAAAUGCAUUCUAGAUUAUUAUAAAACUGGCAUGAUAAACUGCCCACCAAGUAUCUCAAUUCCUGAGCUGAGAGAAGCCUGUGAUUAUCUUCUUCUUCCUUUCAAUGCCAACAUUGUAAAAUGUCAGAAUUUACGUGAGUUACUUCACGAAUUAUCAAAUGAUGGAGCAAGGAAUCAAUUUAUUGAGUUUUUAGAAGAGUUCAUUGUUCCUGUMAUGGUAUCAGCUGCUAGGAAAGGUAACAGAGAAUGCCAUAUYGUGAUACUUGCUGAGGAAGAUAUUGUUGAAUGGGAUCGUGAAUAUCCACCAAGCAUGGGCGAAGAAUAUCAUCAAAUUAUUUACAACAACCGACUACACAGAUUCUUYAAGUAUUUUGAGAACAGAGACGUGGCUAAAGAUGUGUUAAAGGAGAGAGGUUUAAAGAAGAUACGACUAGGAAUUGAAGGAUAUCCUACUCACAAAGAAAAGAUAAAACAGAGACCCAAUGGUGGCCGGCUUGAAGUGAUUUACAACUAUGUCCAGAGGCCAUUUGUCAGRAUGUCUUGGGAAAAAGAAGAGAGUAAAAGCCGGCAUGUUGACUUUCAGUGUGUCAAGCAAAAGACUGGUGUGCCUGGUCUUGUAGAAGCUGUUGAUGAGCCUGCAGCCUUAGCUGCCGCAGGUGCAAUAAACGCACCACGCCCACCUCCGGUAGUCCUUGGUGCAUAYCCAGAGGACUACGAGUAAAUAAUGGAGAAUUAUUCAUUAUGGAAGUAUGGUAACGUCAUGCAAUAUUGCAUAGUAUAUGCCGUAACAUUAUGCAUUGUUCUUGGUAUGCAAGUUACAUCAUAGGUACCAUGUUGGAUGAAGACAACAUAGCAUUUAUCAUUAGCUUCUGUUGUUCAGUCAUCCGAUAUAGCAUCAAUUGAUGUGCUCAUAUUUCUCAAGGAAUUCUUGGUAAUAUGGUUGCACACCAAGAAUUUCAUAGUGUACUAGUAACAUCACCAAUUAUUGCAAAGUAUAUGAUUAUAGUUAGUUAGAGGCAUGCAAUAUUGCAUAGUAUUAUAUGGUAACAUCGUCCGUUAGGAUAUAUGACAGUAUAUUUAUAUAAUAAAUAUUGCAUAUAUGGCAGUAUUUUGCAUAAUAAAUAUUUCAUUGUGACAUAGCAUGCAUACUAGCAUACAUGAGUAAGAUAUGGCUGAUUGCAGCUUCAGUCAGUUUUUUUACCAACCUCAGCACCUGACUCACCCUCCAAUCUCUCUGUUUUUGGGGCUGUAGUCAUUGGCUGUGCUAUUACAGGUGCCUAACUAAAAGGCAGUUCAAAAUAUAAAAUAGAAUUAUCAAAAUUCAAUUAGUAAAUGAGACAGCAAAAAUCAAAAGAUUGGAAAGAUGUGAUACUCAUUUUGAAAAGGGCUUGAUUGAUAAAUAAAUACAGGGCUAAUGUUAGUGCGGCCACCUCUUGCUGCUUUAAAGAUUGAAGAAAGAAAUAUCAAAACCUCUGGACUGAAUUUGAAAUAACUCCAAAACUAGAAAGCUUUUAGAGUGCAUCUUUGAAAUCAAACUGCGCAAUUGAUUACAAAAUCAUUUGUCUUCUGUUGAGGUUAGAUUGUAAACUAAAACCAUAAAAAAGUCACCUAUCAUUAAGCAGUGCUAAAUUCUAAUGAAUUAUGUCAGAUAACUCCUUUUAAUUGUGUAACCCACACUGUUUAGUGCUAUUUAGUACUAUUUGGUUAGUUCUUUUUCUCGCUUUUAGUGUGUGCACAUUAUAGUACAAACACUAAAACUGUGCAACAUAAAUACCACUAAAUACUGCUAAAUAUUAUGCUAAUUCUAUUGUUUAAGUAACACUAUUUUGUAGUAAAUAUCGGAAACUGUUGCACACAUUUAAUGUUUGUACUCUAGUGCACUUAUGUACAAUUUAUUACGAAGCAUCAAAGAUAAAAUGAACGGUGCCAAACUUUUGGUAAUUUAAAUGUAGAUAAUUUAAGUAAUUUUUUUAAGUAAAAAAAUUUUGUAUAUAAAAAUUCAUUGUCAUAAAAACUUUUCAAGUUCUGUUUUCUGUUAGAGAAAUCACAGAACAUUUCAUAUAGUUCAAGCAUAGUUAGUAUUAAAGCAAUUACCAAUUGUCGUUGCCUUUCAAAAGAAAAAACAACAAUUGCCACAUAGAUGACAUUUGGAUUUAAGGCACUGUGGAACAAUUGAAGCUAAAGCAUUGAAAUCAUCUGUAAUAGUCAGAGAAAAUUUGUAACGAACAAAAGAAAUAGAUGUCAAAAUAAAUAGAUUAUUUUAUAGCCUU